Trichechus manatus latirostris (Florida manatee) is the source of this 1134-nucleotide messenger RNA. RefSeq names its product quinolinate phosphoribosyltransferase (gene QPRT). Gene Ontology annotation, molecular function: nicotinate-nucleotide diphosphorylase (carboxylating) activity. Bases 1 to 1134 code for a protein of 377 amino acids. Gene Ontology annotation, cellular component: cytoplasm. Lineage: Eukaryota; Metazoa; Chordata; Mammalia; Sirenia; Trichechidae. Gene Ontology annotation, biological process: NAD+ biosynthetic process; quinolinate catabolic process. The transcript has 5 exons. The record is from RefSeq and is a predicted model, not a curated record.
AUGGGUGAGAAUUCAGGCAGGGAGGGCCAGAUGCAGUCACUGAGGGCUGUGGCUCAGGAGGAGAAGGGGCCCCCAUCGCUGGAGAGACGACAGUCUGUUGACCCCUCAGUAGUGGAGGUAUCUCCGAGAUCUUCACUCAGAUUGGUUGGUGCUCAAUUUAACUGGUCGCUAAAUAUUUGGACUAUCAUCCCUGGCUACAGGAGAGGUAGUCGAUAUGUAACAGCUGUUCUCUCUUCCUCCCUCCCAGGCCUGGCCCUCCUGCUGCCCCCUGCCACCCUGGCAGCCCUGGCAGCCGCCUGGCUUCAAGAGGACUGCCCAGGUCUCAACUACACAGCCUUGGUCACUGGAGCAGCUCCCUCGCAGGCAGCAUUAUGGGCCAAGUCCCCUGGGGUCCUGGCUGGGCGGCCUUUCUUCGAUGCCGUCUUUGCCCAACUUAACUGUGAGGUCUCCUGGUCCCUCCCUGAGGGAUCGAAGCUGGUGCCCGUGGCCAAGGUGGCUGAGGUCCGGGGCCCCGCCCACUGCCUGCUGCUGGGGGAACGGGUGGCCCUUAACACACUGGCCCGCUGCAGUGGAGUGGCCAGUGCUGCUGCAGCUGCUGUGGAGGCUGCCAGGGGGACCGGCUGGACUGGCCGUGUGGCAGGCACAAGGAAGACCACGCCAGGCUUCCGGCUGGUGGAGAAGUAUGGGCUCCUUGUGGGUGGGGCUGACUCCCACCGCUACGACCUUGGAGGGCUGCUGAUGGUUAAGGACAACCACGUUGUGGCAGCCGGUGGGGUGGAAAAGGCAGUACAAGGGGCCAGGCGGGCAGCCAACUUCACCCUGAAGGUGGAGGUCGAGUGCAGCAGCCUGCAGGAGGCUGUGGAGGCGGCUCAGGCAGGAGCAGACCUUGUCCUGCUAGACAACUUCAGGCCUGAGGAGCUGCACCUCACGGCCGCAGCGCUGAAGGCCCGGUUCCCAAGCGUGGGUGUGGAAGCCAGCGGGGGCAUCACACUGGGCAACCUCCCUCAGUUCUGUGGGCCCCACAUCGAUGUCAUCUCCUUGGGGAUGCUGACCCAGGCUGCCCAGGCCCUCGAUUUCUCCCUCAAGCUGUUUGCUGAAGGGACCACCCCAGCGCCUCAUACCCGCCGGUCCUAA